This is a messenger RNA of Prorocentrum cordatum, 579 nucleotides long. The record is from the annotation of a GenBank genome assembly. Lineage: Eukaryota; Dinophyceae; Prorocentrales; Prorocentraceae.
AUGCCGAAGGUCGAGGAGAUCGUGGAGGACGAGGCGAAGGUCGAGGACGAGGGGGACGACGACGAGGAAGACUCGGACGACGAGGUCCCCAACCUGGAGGGAGCGGACGGGGCGGGGGGCGAGCGCGGCAAGCAGAACAGGGCGGAGAAGAAGAGCCGCAAGGCCGUGUCGAAGCUCGGAAUGAAGCCGCUCGAGGGCAUCGUCCGCGUCACGGUCAAGAAGUCGAAGAACAUCCUCUUCGUCAUCUCCAAGCCGGACGUCCACAAGGCGGCGAACUCGGACACCUACGUGAUCUUCGGCGAGGCCAAGAUCGAGGACCUCACCGCGCAGCAGCAGGCCUCCGCCGCGCAGCAGUUUGCCCGGGGUGUGCCGGAGGCCGCGGCCGUGGCGGCCGCAGGAGGGGGCGAUGCCAAGGCCGACGAGGCCGAGGAGGGCGAGGUUGACGACAGCGGCAUCGAGCCGAAGGACAUCGAGCUGGUCAUGUCGCAGGUCCAGUGCUCCAGGGCGAAGGCGGUGACCGCACUGAAGGCCAACAACAACGACAUCGUCGAGGCGAUCAUGCAGCUCUCCUCCAGCUGA